GGAGAGGAACCGAGCGAGGAAGAUGCUGUUGCCAGGAGACGAAGAACGGUCCAUCGCUGACGGCUCUAAAUUGCACUCAAAGAGCGAUGUCUCCGAAAUGGACUGAACUUAAGGAAAACAGGUGAUCCCGGCUCGUCCUGCAUCCCGACCACAGCGAGGAGAAGGAAAACGGGUCAGAAGACCCGGCUGCUGAGGACGCGGAGAGGAUGAGAGCCGACUGAUCCCUCCAUCCUUUUCCUCUGCAGGAGGGCUGGAUCUGACUCCGCUUCACAAAAGGACGACUGCGCAUCCGCUGGACUCACAACGCAGGAGUGUAGCCGCUGCUGAGUGGAGCCCCGCCCCCAGAGGAUGGGAACGGCAGAAGCCACGUUACGCAUGGACAGCAUGGAGGUGAAGGACGAGUGGCAGGACGAAGACUUCCCCAGACCUCUGCCUGAGGAUGGAGACGUGGAUUCAUGCGGCCUGACCGACAACAGAAUCCAUCACCCCACAUCCCUGGAUAUCGGGGAGUCCAUGACCCAGAGGAAGCGCCGCACCCUGGUGGCCCCUGACAUGAACCUGUCCCUGGACCGCAGCGAGGGCUCGCUGCUCUCAGACGACCUGCUGGAAACUCCAGACGACCUGGACAUCAACGUGGACGACAUCGAGACUCCGGAUGAGACCGACUCGCUGGAGUUCAUCAACAAUGGCAACGAGCUGGAGUGGGAAGAUGACACACCUGUGGCCUCCGCCAAGCGCCUCCCAGGUGAGGGAGAGGAGGAGAGGGAUUCGUCUGGUCGUCUGUGGCGAACAGUGAUCAUCGGCGACCAGGAGCAGCGGAUCGACAUGCAGGUCAUCAGGCCGUACCUGCGCGUGGUCACGCAUGGAGGUUACUACGGCGAGGGUUUGAACGCCAUCAUCGUCUUCGCGGCCUGCUACCUGCCUGACAGCAGCUCUGAUGACUACACAUACAUCAUGGAGAACCUGUUCCUGUACGUGGUGAGCAGUCUGGAGCUUCUGGUGGCCGAAGACUACAUGAUUAUUUACCUGAACGGCGCCACUCCUCGCAGGAAGAUGCCAGGAAUCAGCUGGCUGAAGAGAUGCUAUCAGAUGAUCGACAGGAAACUGAGGAAGAAUCUGAAGUGUCUCAUCAUCGCUCACCCGACCUGGUUCAUCCGGACCGUCCUGGCCAUCUCCAGACCUUUCAUCAGUGUGAAGUUCCUGGAUAAGAUCAGAUAUGUUUACACCCUGACAGAACUCAGCCAGAUAAUCCCCAUGGAGCACGUGCAGAUCCCCGACUGCGUGCUGCAAUAUGAUGAGGAAAAGAUCAAAGCGCAGAGAGAGCGGUUCGAAGCAGAGCAGCAGCACGCCAACCCAACCCUCUCCAAAGAAAGGCCAAAGUCGAUGCUGGCUGGAGUCUGCCGUGACAUUUGACUUAAAGAGCAGAGACCGAGCAUCAGCAGCUUCUUGCAGACGUUCAGACCUCCUGAGAGGAUCCAUCAGCAGCAGGACAAUCCUCCAUCGCUGUUUAACACCAGACCAACGCUCUGCUCCAUCACAUCCACCGCCUGCCGGCUGCACGCCAGGCUAAACCCACGCCGCAUGACCCCAAACUCCCAAAUAAACUCCUUAGACUUUGUGUUUUAAAGACGAGCAUCUUCUGCAGAUUAAUGAGCAAAAGACUCGCGUCUCCUCCAAACUUGAGUGUUUCUGAUGCAAAAAUGUUUCAUUUCAUGUUUUCCAGAGCUGAAUAUGCAGGUGGCAUGCUUGUCCCCCCCCCUCCCGGGUAUUUGUAUUUUUGUCGACUGUAAAGUACAUUUUUCAAAAUAAAAGCAUUUGCUGUUAUAGAGUUUAAGAGUUACUAUUGAAGAUGUGCCAUUUAAUGUUUGUAAAAAAAUACAUAAAAAGAAUUUAUAAAUCAGA
Molecule: messenger RNA, 1902 nt
Organism: Oryzias latipes (Japanese medaka)
Lineage: Eukaryota; Metazoa; Chordata; Actinopteri; Beloniformes; Adrianichthyidae
Gene: atcayb
Product: ATCAY kinesin light chain interacting caytaxin b
Biological process (GO): apoptotic process
Cellular component (GO): cytoplasm
Source: RefSeq, a predicted model, not a curated record